UUCAUUCAUUCAUUCAUCGCUGUUAUCAGGUGUGCUUUUGCUCCAAGCAUUUUCCUGGACGAAAUCGAUUCCAACAAAAAUCCCUAAAACUGAAACACAACAAGGAAAGGAAUCUUCUAGAUUUGCGGAUGGUUUCUUCGCUUUCUCAGCCAUGGAGUUCUUCUUCUUCUUAUUCUUCCUCUUCCUGAAAAUGAUCAAACCUCAGCCGCAGCGUUCUUCUUGGGCUGUGUUUCACCUUGUCAUUCUGUUAUCUGCCCUUCUUACUGUGGCUAAAUGUGAACCUUGUCAAGAAACUGGAAAUGAGGUUAACUGUGAUGCUUAUAGAUCCUACAGAGGGGUGGAUACAAAUUUUCCUGGUGUUUUGGGUGGAGAUAUAGGCUCAGAAUUGACACAAGUUUCUGCACCUCAGUUAAGUCUUGACAUUGCAUGCCCAAAUGCAAACUUGUUUUGCUUCCCUUCAACAUUGCCUGAGUUUUUACCUAAAAAAGAAGGUUCUGAAUUGACUGUGGAUGGAUUGUCGUUGGUUAAAUCAGACAAAGCACCUAUGCAGUCGGAUGGAGAUAGUAGUGCUAAUAUUACCAGAAUGUCGGAUUUUGGUAUUUUUAGGUUACUAGGUGGGAGAAGUAUUUCGUGCUCAUUGAACUACCAUGAAGGCCGUAAUCCAUUGCUAUGUUACCGACCUGGAACUAGUGGAAAAGCGAGUCUUUCUUCUUGUUUACAUGAUAGUUCCAAGAAUUUGAAAACAAAACAAGUGGAUGACAGUAUCAGAUUGAAGUUCUCGGGUGGUUCUUUACCUAACGUAGAAGUUAGCCCUCCUAUGCUCGAGUGGGGAGAGAGUUUUUUGUAUUUUCCUUCGUUAGCCUUUGUGACGGUGAUGAAUACACACAAACACAGCAGUUUGCAUGUGUAUGAGCCUUAUAGUACGAACUCUCAGUUCUACCCUUGCAAUUCUAGUGAGAUAUUGUUAGCUCCCGGUGAGGCUGCUUCGGUUUGUUUUGUGUUUUUGCCUACAUCCUUAGGCCUCUCCUCAGCUCAGCUAGUUUUGCAGACAAAUUUCGGGGGUUUCUUGGUUCGUGCUAAAGGGUUUGCUGUUGAAUCGCCAUAUGGAAUUCAAUCCGUUACUCUUGAUGUUUCGUCUAGUGGUAGGUGGAGUAAGAAUAUAUCGCUGUUUAACCCCUUCGAUGAAGCCCUCCAUGUGGAGGAGGUAAUUUCUUGGACGUCUGUUUCGAUGGGAAACGCUUCCAACUUGACGAAAACAGUUUGUAGUAUUAACAACGCAGAAGAUUCUAGUGACGUUAGUUUGCUCAAUGCUAAGCGGUGGCUGGAAAUUACAAAUGGCGGAGUUGGUUCUCCGCUAGUUGCUAUGAGGCCUCACGGGAAUUGGGUUGUUGGUCCGCAGAAAAGCGAGACGAUCAUGGAGCUCGAUUUUUCGUGGGACUCGGAAGCGAAGAUUUUUGGUGGUUUGUGUGUGCAGUUGCUGAGGUCUUCACAGAACAAUAUUGAUACGGUUAUUAUACCUCUAGAAGCAGAGCUGACCAAGAAACCGGGCCAUGAUGACCACCAAAACGUUAUUUCAUUGUCUCUCGAUACUGUCAUGCCUUGUAGUUAUAGUGGAACCGUCUUCCUUGCCCCCCUCAUUGUGCACAACGAUUCUCCUCAUGUGUUGAGUAUCGUCAAAAUCGGUAGAGAAGGAGAUAACUCGAAACAGUUUCAGAUUAAAUACAUGAAGGGGUUAAUAAUUUUUCCCCAUACUGCUACACAAGUAGCCUUGGUUAGCUACCGCCUUCCAGAUGCUUUAGCGUUCGAUUCUCCCGAGAUAGACAUGAGUUGCAAGAUCGUUGUAUCCACAAAUGGCUCUAGAAAUUCUCGGGUUGAGAUUCCUUGCAAGAAUAUAGUCAGUGUUUGUACAAGAGAGAAAUUGGUAUAUUCUUCUCGACGUGGAGAAUCUGUGAAUAUUAGAGCAAGUUCUUUGGACAACAACGAUUCACAGGCAUCGGUUGCAGCAGAAGCUGAUGAAGCAAUACUGAUGAACUGGAAAUCUCAAGCGACUGUGAGUGACAUGUCUGUGCUUGAUGAACAUGAGGUUGUCUUCCCGGUGAUUGAAGUUGGGCAUUUCUGUUCGGAGUGGAUCAGUGUUAAAAACCCGAGCCCGGAACCAGUUCUGAUGCAGCUAAUCUUGAAUUCUGCAGAAAUUGUUGACGAAUGCAGGACACCAGAAAGGCACAUGCGGGCUUCUUCGUCCAAUACUUUUUUGCAUAAUAUUUCUCUGGCUCCAACAAGAUAUGGUUUCUCGAUAGCAGAAAAUGCUGUGACUGAGGUUCUGGUCCACCCGUUUGACAGAGCAUCUUUAGGUCCGGUUUGGUUUCAUCCCGGAUCUCAAUGUAGAUGGCAAAGUUCAGCCCUAAUACGAAACAACCUUUCUGGUGUGGAGUGGGUUUCUCUCGGUGGAUUUGGGGGGUCUUUGCUUAUGGUUUUGGUCGAAAAGUCUGAGCCCAUUCGUAGUCUAGAUUUCAAGAUGAACUUGCCACCUGCCCUUAAUUCAUCUUUUCUCGGUACAAACGAGAUGGAUGGCAAACAUCUUGGCUGCUCUCAACUGUUGUCGAAAGAGGUUUAUGCAAAGAACAUCGGUGAUCUGCCCCUGAAGGUCAAAAGAAUUGAAAUUUCGGGCACCCAUUGCCGGUUGGAUGGAUUUGUUGUAAAUUCUUGCGAAGGCUUUUCUCUUGCACCCGGGGAGUCCAGAAAGAUCGUGGUAUCUUAUCAGACCGAUUUUUCUGUAGCUACAAUACACCGAGAUCUCGAACUGGCUUUGACUACUGGCAUUCUCGUGAUACCCAUGAAAGCUACUCUUCCCAUGUACAUGCUUAGCAUCUGCAAGAAAUCAUUUCUGGCGCGAUUAAGAAAGUCUUUCCUCACAAUGGUUCUAGUUGCUUUUGUGUUGUUCAUCGUCUCGACCCAACUGAGGAAGUCUCUCGUUAGCUUUACUGUCGAUGAAUCCCGAGAUUAUAUUCCCAAGAGCGGGAAAAGCUGCACUGGCAAUGUUUAUUACCAUACGAGAAAACCGUUAGUGCUUCAUAAUCAGAUUCAAAGUGGAAAGCUCUCUAGAAUCAUUGGUUUAGUCAGACCAUACAAGGAAGAAGGGGCAUUGGUUUUUGAACAUUCAUAUGCUGACAGUAAAGCUGCAACGACUCCUGUAGUACACGAGAACGACACUACUUUGCCCGAUACCCAAAAGAAGCGAUCAAAUUCUCUUGCAAUUGGGAGCUCUGAUACACAAGAAACAUCGCGAAUUGGGGGGGAUCUCAGGGUCAAGGUUGGAAACGAGAAAGGGAGGAGAAGGAGAAAGCACAAGAAGUCGACUGGAGUGAGUGGACUUUUCGAUGUUUCGAGUAGUCACAGUGGCAAUUCUACACCAUCAUCACCCCUUUCACCCGUCUCUACCUCUACACACAAACGACUGUGGCCUCAGUCUCCAGAUUCGGAUCAGUCUGUUCGGGUUACUAGUCCAUUCGCUCACGUUUCCAAAUGUGAAAACAGUGUACAAUCCGAACCAAUAUGCAAUCAAAAACUCCUCGAGGCAACCGAGAAGCCCUCCCUUGCUACUACUCUAGAGAAGCCCGCUGCAACUAAGAAAUUGGCUAAUGCGCCUGUUAUGCUGCCUUCUGCAACCCAUUCUGCACCGGUCUCAUAUGUUACAUGUCCAUCUGUCAUCUCUGCUUCAUCUUCUCCACCUUGUGCAAAUGCACGUGCUCCAGGGUCAAAACUUCACGCCAGAAAAGCCAUGAAAAGCGAGGAAACAAGGUCGGAUGAAAGGUUUACGUACGAUAUAUGGGGAGACCACCUGUUUGGGCUUCCUCUGACUGGUAGCUCAAAGAAUGUGUUGCCAAUGGCAACCCCAGGUAUACAAAACAACUCUGAUAGCUUUUUUGUAAGGGGGCCUCAGAUCCUCAUGAACAACUCCCCACAGAAAGUUGUAAGUUGUCCUGAUCAUGAAGGUUAAUGAUAAAAAAGGAAAUUAAGAAUAACCUAGUAUUUUGACUU
Ipomoea nil (Japanese morning glory) is the source of this 4038-nucleotide messenger RNA. RefSeq lists its product as uncharacterized. Gene Ontology annotation, cellular component: membrane. The coding region runs from base 152 to 3997 and encodes 1281 amino acids. Lineage: Eukaryota; Viridiplantae; Streptophyta; Magnoliopsida; Solanales; Convolvulaceae. The transcript is spliced from 3 exons. The record is from RefSeq and is a predicted model, not a curated record.